GCUCUCGAGGAUGCGACAGGAAAGGAACAGUUAGGAACUGAUUCAGUUCAUUGUGUUGGCCACACUGGCAGUGGAGGAAGAGGUCGGGCUCUGAGCUUAGGCGCUGCCUGCGGACGGGGGUGCCCGUGGGAUGUAUUCGUGAAGGUGGCAGUAGGGAAAGAGAGCCCUGGAGGAAUCUCCGGCCAGUUUGUCCACGACAAAGACUUGGCUGAAAGGAGACUCCAAAACCAAGGUCCAGAAGACCCUUCAGAGACCAUUUAAGGCAACAGUGACCAACAAUGACUAGUAGCUCUCAAAGUGCUAAGGAUGAGAAUGAGCCUGUGAGAAGAUCAGCCCGCAUCAUGGAGAAGCAGAAACUGCUGGCCAAGAAGAAGGAGGCCAAAGAACAUCAUCAGUCGAGAGUCCAAGCCAUGAAGAAGGGAAGAGUCCAGAAGAAGAAAACUGCCCAGGAGGGAGAUGGUAAAGGCAGCGGCAGCACUCCCACUACCCAAGACGAGGUCCAGACCAGCUCCAGUGUCCAGACUGGGCCCCAUGCCAAAACUGGUCGUCCAGCCAAGACUGGUCCCCGUGCCAAGCCUGGCCCCCGUGAAAAGACUGGCAACCCAGCAAAUACUACCAGCUCACCCACCAAAAAUGGAACCCGUGCCAAAACAGUCCUCCGUGCCAAGACGGUCCAACAAGCUAAGGCCGCCCCGCCAACCAAAGCCCGCACACGUGGCAUCAUUGGCCCCCUUGGCCAGACCGUCCCUAGUGCCCAGUGCGACCCCAGUAGUAGCACUGGCUCCUUUGACCAGAGUGGCCCCAUAACCUACACCAGCUCUAAUGACUAUGCCAAUUAUACUCACUACACUGCUCCCAGCACCAAUCCCUAUGCAGACUAUGCCAGCUCCAGCAACUAUGCAGUAUCCAGCAACUACACAGUACCAAGCAACUACGCAGUACCCAGCAAUUAUCCAGUACCCAGCAACUAUGCAGUACCCAGCACCUAUACUGCUCCCAGCACCUACACAGGUUCCGGCAACUACGCAGUCCCCAGCAACUAUGCGGGCCCCAGCAGCUACACAGUUCCCAGCAACUACACUGUCUCCAACAACUAUGCGGGUCCCAGCAGCUACACAGUUCCCAGCAACUACACUGUCUCCAACAACUAUGUGGGCCCCAGCAGCUAUGCGGGUCCCAGCACCUAUACAGGUUCCAGCAGCUAUGCCGGCCCUAGCAGCUACUCAGGCCCCAGCAGCUACGCAGGCCCCAGCAGCUAUGCAGUUCCCAGCAACUUCACAGUCCCCAGCAACUAUGCUGGCCCCAGCAACUACGCAAACUACAUUGGGCCUACCAACUAUGCUUGUUCCAGCGACUACGCAGGCCCUAGCAGCUACACAGGCCGUGGUGACUAUGUAGUCCCCAAGGACUAUACCACUUCCACCAACUACACUGAGUAUGCCAGCACUAGUGCCAGCAUCUACGCAAACCCCAGUGUCUACACAGGCCCCAGCAACUAUGGAGGGCCCAGCAGCUAUGCAGGCUCCAACCUCUUCAGGGAUUAUGCUAUCCCCAACGAUUUCAUGGGCCCCAACUACUACAGUGGCCCCAACCACUAUGCCAGUACCAGUGACUAUGCCAACUAUGCCAACUAUGCCAACCGUAACGACUACGUCAACUAUGCUGGCCUCAAAGACUAUGCACAGUACACCCGCCCCAGUGACUACGCCAUCCCCAGCAACUACACCAGCUUCAGCAACUACACUGGCCCCAGUGCUUACACAGGCCCCAAACACUACGAAAUCUACGCUGCCCCCAGCGACACCACUGGCCCUACUGACACCACUGGCCCUACUGACACCACUGGCCCUACUGACACCACUGGCCCCACUGACAUCACUGGCCCUACCGACAACACUGGCUCCACUGACACCACUGGCCCCAGUGACACCACUGGUCCCACCGACAACAGUAACCCCACCAACACCACUGGUCCCACCGACAACAGUGGCCCCACUGACAACACUGGUCCCACCGACAACACUGGCUCCACUGACAACACUGGCUCCACCGACAAUACUAGCUCAAACACAGCACAAGAAGCUGUGAAGCUCCCACAAGACAAGAAAGGAAUGAAGAAGAAUGAAGAGCAAGAGAGUCCAAAUCUGACCGGAGAAGACCUCUGCAACUGCCUGGACAUCCGUUGCCCGGGCUGCUUCUACCCAUGUUCUGAGUGCCAGUCCACCAAGUGUGGGACCAACUGCCGCCUCCGCCGGAAAUGGGUCUACGAGGCCAUUGUCAACGAGGAUAAAGAUUUGCUCAGCACCUUUCCAGUUUUCCAGGCUAAGUUUUAAGAGGAGUCGGGGUUCUCCGGCGACUCCCCUGUGUGUCUCUGUUCUACACACCUUCUGCAGCAGAAAACUGAAGAUGGUGAUGAAGUUCCAGAACAGAAGAAAAUAUGUUGUUCCAGUUAUAGCAGAUAAAAAAAGAAUAAAAAAAUGUUUGUGAAGUGCA
Molecule: messenger RNA, 2493 nt
Organism: Monodelphis domestica (gray short-tailed opossum)
Lineage: Eukaryota; Metazoa; Chordata; Mammalia; Didelphimorphia; Didelphidae
Source: RefSeq, a predicted model, not a curated record